Messenger RNA from Acanthosepion pharaonis, 828 nucleotides. The record is from the annotation of a GenBank genome assembly. Lineage: Eukaryota; Metazoa; Mollusca; Cephalopoda; Sepiida; Sepiidae.
AUGACAAACAACACGGAUGAGAAUCAAUUGGAAGUUUACUUUCUCUUGCUUUCCGAUUUCUUCCUGUAUUUCCCAUCUUCCAUAAAUUUACAACGUUCCCAAACCCACUUUACCCCACUUUUCACUCCAUAUUUCUAUUUUGUCUUCUUUUCCCACUCCUAUUUUUCUCUUCAAAUCUCUUUUGAGUUUAUCUACUUCUUUUUCCUCUCCACUAUCUAUCGUACUUCCCAUCUUGACUCUCUUAGGGUAGCCUUACUUUAUGCAAGUAGCCUUACUUUCUUGAAAGUCUAUACUCUCUAUUUUCUCUUUCAAUAUGUUUCUUUUCUUCGAUUCUUUAUAAUCACUUAUCUUCUAUUUAUUUGUCUCUUUCUAUUCUACUCUCUUCUCUUUAAAACCAUCUCUUUCCAGUCAAUUUUCUUUCCCUUAUUUCAGGCUCUUAAUGUUAUUCCCUUUCUAUUCAAGUCACUUCCGUUUCCUCUCCUCGUUCAAUUCAAUGUCUUCUCUUUAUUCUCCCCUUUCUAUUCAAAUCUUGUUCUUUCUUCUCCUCUUUCUAUUCAAGUCACUUCUCUUUAUUCUCCUCUUUCUAUUCAAGUCUCUUCUCUUUAUUCUCCUCUUUCUGUUCAGAUCGCUACCUUUUAUUCUCCUCUUUCUAUUCAAGUCUAUUCUCUUUAUUCUCUUCUUUCUAUUCAAAUCUCUUCCUUUUAUUCUCUUUCUAUUCAAGCCUUCUGUUUAAUCUUUUCUUUCUAUUCUGCUCUCUUAUCUUUAUUACUUUCCUCUUUCUAUUCUACUGUCUUCUCCCUUAUCCUUCCAGUCUCUUAUCUUCGCUGA